Messenger RNA from Gymnodraco acuticeps, 2069 nucleotides. Its product is annotated as protein FAM92B-like. Gene Ontology annotation, cellular component: ciliary transition zone; ciliary basal body. Bases 504 to 1559 code for a protein of 351 amino acids. Gene Ontology annotation, biological process: cilium assembly. Lineage: Eukaryota; Metazoa; Chordata; Actinopteri; Perciformes; Bathydraconidae. The record is from RefSeq and is a predicted model, not a curated record. The transcript is spliced from 10 exons.
UAUUAACACCAAAAUUAGCUCUUAGAAAAAAUGAAGGGCAUUUAAAGUGAAACUUAUGAAGCAUUAAUGUUGAAAAAUAAUAUUUAAGAGUAAAAUGUCUUAUUCCUAUUAGUUAAUAUUUAUUUGUACUAUCCUCAUUCCCAGCUGUAAUGACCUGGAGGGAACUCAUCAGAUAAAUGUUACCAGUGUGAAGUUGUCUUCUGUAGAAGUCACAUUUAUAAUAGGAUAAGUCUAAAAAAAGAACAUUUACCCUGAAAGACUUUCCAACUCAUGUGACAUUUCUGUCAUUUAAAUCAUCUACUUGUAAGAGGUUGAGCUUACCUUUCCUCAGCUGAGCUGGAUGUCUUCUGUCUUCAGACUGAAUGCACCAUGGGGAAUGCACUAAGUUGCUUUGGGCCUCAGAGGGCGGGGCUUCUGCUGCCUUAGCUGUCAAUAGAAGAAAAUCAUACAUGUGAGAAUCAGCCGAGUCAACAAAGCACAGCAGCUGCAGGAACAGAGCAGAUAUGACCACCCUCUUCUCCAGAUAUCCUACUGGCAGGGAUGUCCAGGUGAAGAGCAUGGAGCAGGCGGUGAAGGAUGCAGAGAAGUACCUGGGGGAGAUCUGCUCGCUGCUGGCCUCCUACACCAGGAAGACGGCCAGACUCAGAGACAAGGCCGACCUGCUGGUGGCUCAGCUCUUUGAAUUCUCCAGCAGAGAGGACCCCGAGCUGCAGAGCGGCCUGAAGAACCUGGCCGAGGACCUGGCCAUGGUGCAGGACUACAGGCAGGCUCAGGUUGAGAGACUGGAGACAAGAGUUGUCGCUCCUCUAAAAGCCUAUGGAGAAGUAGUUAAGAAUAAAAGGGCAGAUCUGAAGAAGUUCAGCACGGAUCUGAACAGAGAGCUGAAGGAGAUGCAGAAACUGGAGAAACUCCGACUGAAGAACCCGGCGGAUCGACAGAGCAUCUCUCAGGCAGAAGUAAAUGCUCAGAAGGCGUCGAACAAUGCCCAUCGCAGCAUCAGACAGCUGGAGGAGAGCAUCACAGACUUCCAGAGGCAGAAACUGGAGGAUAUCAAAAGGAUUUUCACAGACUUCAUCACAGUGGAGAUGCUGUUCCAUGCCAAAGCGCUGGAGGUCUAUGCACACACAUGCCACAACCUGGAGGAGAUGAACAUCCAAAAGGAUCUGGAGCUGUUCAAUGGACGGAUCAAGAUGUCCGACUCCCUGGCUGGACGCCUCUCUCCUCUGAGCUCCUCUCCUCCCCUCACCGGCCUCUACCUCACUCCCCCUCUGGCCUCCCCCAAAGGUCAAACCUUCAGGUCAACGCUGGCCUCCACCACGGGCCAACACCACAGACAACACAGCCAGCUCCCAGACACCGUCAGGAGGUCUCGCAGCACCUUACAACGCCAGGGAGGCAUGGAGGAGGAAGAGCUGGAGGAGGAAGAAGAGGAUGACGAAGAAGAAGAUGAUGAUGAUGAUGAUGAUGAUGAAGAGAUUUCUGAAUCAGAGGAAGAACAGCACAAAGGCAGACAGUCGUACGCUGCUCAAUAUGCCCAGAUGCGCAGAGGGCAAAAGUAAAUGACUAUGCAUGGAAGAGGCCAACAUUUAAGUGCAAAACUGCAUUGGGGAAAAAUUCCAUUACACUUAAUUAAUAGUGUAUCUCUAUAAACUCCAAUCCCAUUUGUAAUAUGUUUGCAUAUGAGACUAAUUUAUAUAUUACAGACAGGCAGGCAUCUUUAUAUUUAAUGUAGCUCUUCAAAAAAAAAUCUGUGUACGACACAUGCUUAUUCAUGAUAUUGUAUUUUUACAUGACGAUAAUUUUUCCCUGUCUUUAUUUAACCUAAAAUAUUAAAAUGAAGUUAUAGUUGUAUAUUUAUAAUUUUUUGCAGAUUUACUCUGACUUUUCCCUUCUUUUGAAGAAGUCUUUCAAGUUGAGCGUUAGAUUUUUGGUGUCUGGAUAAGUGUUACACUUAUGUGAGAAACCCCAGUGCUCUAGUUAUUCUGACUGAAACCUGCAAAGCAGCUUUUAUUCUUGUUUCCGUUCGGCAGAUGCCAUCUACACAUUGUUUUAACUGGAUAUAUAGCCAU